Fopius arisanus is the source of this 984-nucleotide messenger RNA. Its product is annotated as peroxiredoxin-6. Gene Ontology annotation, biological process: cellular oxidant detoxification; cell redox homeostasis. NCBI's taxonomy places the organism in Eukaryota, Metazoa, Arthropoda, Insecta, Hymenoptera, Braconidae. The record is from RefSeq and is a predicted model, not a curated record. Gene Ontology annotation, cellular component: cytosol; mitochondrion. The transcript is spliced from 5 exons. Gene Ontology annotation, molecular function: peroxiredoxin activity. The coding region runs from base 113 to 775 and encodes 220 amino acids.
UUCUCCCUUAAAUAGCUGGAACCAACCGCUUAGUAACAGUCUAUCUUGGGUUGGGCAUUCGCAUAGUGAAGACAUUCGCACUGUCAAGAGACAGUAAAGAUUCAUCAGAAAAAUGAGACUGAAUUCAAUCGUUCCUAAUUUUCAGGCUGAGACCACUCAGGGCCCCAUCGACUUUUACGAGUGGCAAGGAAACUCGUGGGUAGUUAUAUUUUCGCACCCAGCAGAUUUUACACCGGUCUGCACUACUGAGCUUGGUCGCAUUGCUGUCCAUCAGCCCGAGUUUCAAAAGAGGAAUGUUAAACUCCUGGCACAUUCGGUCGACAAGCUCAAGGAUCACGUCGACUGGGUCAAUGACAUCAAGAACUACUGCCAGGACAUCCCCGGGGCCUUUCCGUACCCCAUCGUCGCCGAUGACGAUCGCUCGCUGGCAGUGAAACUCGAUAUGAUCGACGAGCAAUCGAAGGACGAUCCUGAACAUGCGAUCACCGUUCGAGCCCUUUAUGUGGUCAGCCCUGACCAUCGUCUUCGUCUCAGUAUGCAGUACCCCACGUCAACUGGUCGUAAUGUCGAUGAAAUUCUACGUGUAAUUGACUCCUUGCAACUGGUAGAUCGCAAGCCCCAAAUUGCGACACCAGCAAAUUGGGUGCCCGGCGAUAAAGUAAUGAUUCUGCCAACUGUCAAAGACGAGGACCUCGCUGCCCUGUUCCCCGGUGGUGUCGAUAAAGUCGCCAUGCCGUCAGGAAAAAUCUACGUCCGCACAACAACCGAUUACUAAUUAAUCCAAAAACACACCGUUAUCAUCAUCCACAUGUCAGGCUAUUAACGAGGACAUCGGGAUCAAAUAUUUAUCUCUCCCACCGACACCGAGGAAACUAAUCACAAAUUAUCUUGCACGUUUGCACUCCAUAAUUAUCGCACACUUUUUGUUACUCGAUAAAAAACCAAUGUAUUGCGUGAGCUGAAUAAAAAAAAUUUUAUUUCUCA